CGGGAUUUCCUCUUUUUAUUUUCCUUCUCAUCCGUUUCUGAAGGGCACCCGUUCAUACAGUGGGAUCGAGUUUGAAAGGACCAGAUAAAGCAUGGCAGGACACGACGCAGGUCAGCACCAGUUCACUGGUAUUGCAAAGUACUUCAAUGCGUACUCCAUUACAGGAAGAAGGAAUUGUGUGUUGGCUACGUAUGCAACGCUUGCUGGGAUUUUCCUGAUAUUUAAACUGAAACCCAAGAAGCAGAAGGCAAUUACAUCUAGUAGUUAAUUUUGUGAGGGAUUCCUGUCUGCGCUGUGCUGUAUAGAAGUGGUACCCAGCCGGAAUUCUUUAUGAAGAUGGCAACCUUUCAACUCAAGUUGGGUCAUAAAAUAAACAUACAUAGAUGUACAAUGAUGCAUAGAAAACAUGUUUUUAUUUACACUAUGUAAUUGUAUAAAAGACUAUACAUAUGUGGGCAUAAUUGAGGAAACUGAUCCUGGCAGUGACUGUAUAACAAUAAAAUAAAAAAAUCUUUUUCAUUUAAA
Molecule: messenger RNA, 525 nt
Organism: Conger conger (European conger)
Lineage: Eukaryota; Metazoa; Chordata; Actinopteri; Anguilliformes; Congridae
Gene: atp5mk
Product: ATP synthase membrane subunit k
Exons: 4
Coding region: 92-268 (58 amino acids)
Source: RefSeq, a predicted model, not a curated record